AUGUCGCUAUCCAUCUUCAAGAAAAAUAAUAAAUGUGAUUUAUCGCUUUGUUACUCUGCAAGCCUACAGUUGCGGAGUAUAGAGGAGCCGUCGGUUGGCGCGGGCGGUGGCAUGCCCGCGCCGGCCUGCUACGACGCCGAGUGUGCCCGCACUGAAGCCUGGCUAGAUGAGAAUCAAGAUUUCGUGCACGACUACUUUUUAAGGAAAGCAACGCGCCAGGUAGUGGACGCGUGGCUGGUUUCCCACGCAACGCCGCCCAGUGCUGAGCUCGCUUCGCCGUCCCGCGCCGGAUCCGGCUCGGGGGCUACAACACCCGUCAGGAAGAUCUCAGCGCAUGAGUUCGAGCGCGGUGGGUUACUGAAGCCGCUGGUAACAACUGUUGACGGAACACCCACUUUCCUCGGUGAUCAGCCCCCUCACGCAACUCCAUCGAGGCCGCAGCGGCGUUCGCGACAUGAGCUAAGGCAGCUCGAUGAGAAGGAACUCAUAUUUGAACUAGUGAAAGAUAUCUGCAAUGAGCUCGAAGUCCGCGUACUAUGUCACAAGAUAUUGCAGAACGUCUCCAUACUGCUGGAUGCGGAUAGAGGAUCGCUGUUUCUCGUUCAAGGCGAGAGGGCGGCUUCACCUCAUCCACAAAAUGGCAGGUGCCUCGUGUCGAAACUGUUCGACGUGUGUUCAAAAUCAACACCAGAACAAAUGGAGCAGCUGGAAGAGAUUAGGAUACCGUGGGGCAGCGGCAUCGUCGGUUACGUUGCCGAGAGCGGAGAACCAGUUAAUAUUCCUGAUGCAUAUAAGGACGAGAGAUUCAACCACGACAUUGACCAACAAACGGGUUACAAGACGAGGUCACUCCUUUGCAUGCCAAUUAAGGACAUCAACGGAGAAGUCAUCGGUGUUGCGCAGGUGAUAAAUAAACAAAACGACGGACCUUUCACGACAAACGACGAGAAAGUUUUCGCUUCGUACCUCCAGUUCUGCGGUAUCGGCUUACGAAACGCACAACUGUACGAAAGGUCGCAGUUGGAAGUAAAGCGGAACCAAGUCCUACUGGAUUUGGCGAGGAUGGUCUUCGAGGAGCAGAGCACAAUUGAACACAUGGUGUUAAGGAUACUCACGCAUACACAAAGCUUAAUCAGAUGUCAGCGGGUACAGGUCCUCUUAGUCCACGAAGCGUCGAAAGGCAGUUUUUCUCGAGUCUUCGACUUGGAGGCUGGUGACGAAACAAAUCUUGGAACGCCGCGGACGUCGCCAUAUGAAAGUCGGUUUCCUAUCAAUAUCGGCAUUACGGGUUACGUAGCAACUACUGGGGAAACAGUCAACAUUGCUGAUGCAUAUCAAGAUUCAAGGUUCGAUCCCUCGGUAGACGAAGAUACGGGUUUUAAACACAACACUAUCCUCUGUAUGGCGAUCAAGAAUUCGGAGGGAAGAAUUAUAGGUGUUAUACAGCUCGUGAACAAAUUCGACGGCUUAUUAUUCACGAAGAACGAUGAGAACUUCGUGGAGGCGUUCGCUAUUUUCUGCGGAAUGGGAAUCCAUAAUACACACAUGUAUGAGAAAGCUAUCACGGCCAUGGCGAAACAGAGUGUGACGCUUGAUGUUCUAAGUUACCACGCAUCAGCCUCUAUCGACGACGCGCAACGGUUACGGACUUUACGGAUACCAUCAUCAGUCCAUUACAAACUGCACGAGUUGGAGUUUGAUGACAUCGACCUCUCAGACGAUGACACUUUAAAAGCGUGUCUCCGCAUGUUUUUGGACCUCGACUUCGUGGAGCGGUUCCAUAUAGACUACGGUGUGUUAUGUCGCUGGUUGCUAAGCGUGAAGAAAAACUAUCGCAACGUUACGUAUCACAACUGGAGGCACGCCUUCAAUGUCGCGCAGAUGAUGUUCGCUAUUUUGACUGAAACGCAGUGGUGGAAAAUAUUUGGUGAACUUGAAUGCCUGGCUUUAAUCAUCGGUUGCUUGUGUCACGAUCUCGAUCAUCGGGGGACCAAUAACUCUUUUCAAAUAAAGGCAUCGUCUCCCCUAGCUCAGCUGUAUUCGACGUCAACCAUGGAACACCACCAUUUUGACCAGUGCCUGAUGAUCCUGAAUUCCCCUGGCAAUCAGAUCCUUGCUAACCUGUCGUCUGACGACUAUGAACGAGUUGUUAAAGUCCUAGAAGAUGCAAUAUUGUCCACCGACUUAGCUGUUUAUUUUAGCAAGCGCACGGCGUUCAUUGAGCUGGUGAGUGAGGAGCGUGGCGGGGAGCGGGGUGCGGCGGCGGGCGCAUGGGGUGCGUGCGCUGAGCGGCGGGCGCUGCUGCGCGCGAUGCUGAUGACGGCGUGCGACCUGGCCGCCAUCACCAAGCCGUGGCCCGUGGAGCGCCGCGUCGCCGCGCUCGUCGCCGGCGAGUUCUUCCGCCAGGGCGACCUCGAGCGGCACAACCUCAACCUCACGCCGAUUGAUAUAAUGAACAGGGAUAAAGAAGAUGAACUUCCUGCUAUGCAAGUCAAAUUCAUCGAUACGAUCUGUCUGCCCAUUUACGAGGCGUUCGCGGUUUUAUCGCCGGCUUUACAACCGAUGCUCGACCGAGUGAAGAGCAAUCGUGCGCAUUGGAUUGAGCUCGCGGACCACGAUAAAAACGGCUCAGGGAAUGAUAACACUCUCGAAAAGGAGAUUAGCCAUGAGAAAAACGACAAAUCAAGCAUCAGUUCGCAGAAUGUCGACGAUACAGAAAACACUUACGAAGGUGAUAGCAGUGGAGCGGUCAGUCUGUCGUCAGAAACCAACUCUAAAUAUGAAAACCUCGAGAACCCAGUCGUAGGUCUGGUUUGCAACAACGUACUGACUAUGCCCAGAGACCCGAAUAAAUUCUGUCAAUUAAACGACCUUAAUUGA
Molecule: messenger RNA, 2880 nt
Organism: Parnassius apollo (apollo)
Lineage: Eukaryota; Metazoa; Arthropoda; Insecta; Lepidoptera; Papilionidae
Source: the annotation of a GenBank genome assembly